This is a messenger RNA of Limulus polyphemus (Atlantic horseshoe crab), 1554 nucleotides long. RefSeq names its product ER lumen protein-retaining receptor-like. NCBI's taxonomy places the organism in Eukaryota, Metazoa, Arthropoda, Merostomata, Xiphosura, Limulidae. The transcript has 4 exons. Gene Ontology annotation, biological process: endoplasmic reticulum to Golgi vesicle-mediated transport; protein retention in ER lumen. The coding region runs from base 164 to 802 and encodes 212 amino acids. The record is from RefSeq and is a predicted model, not a curated record. Gene Ontology annotation, molecular function: ER lumen protein retrieval receptor activity. Gene Ontology annotation, cellular component: membrane; endoplasmic reticulum; cis-Golgi network.
AUUAAGAGGUCCCUUUGUUUAAAUUUGACAUAUAAUGGGCCGCAUCAGAUUGGCGAAGUAAAUAACAUUAACAGUGUUAACAUUGGAUGGGAUAGUUGUAUUGUUGUUUAUUCUUCAGGUUCUUGUACACUGAUAUAGUUUAUAUCAGAAUUAAGAAAAAAUAAUGAAUGUCUUCCGUCUUGCAGGAGAUUUAUCACAUCUUCUUGCGAUUAUUAUAUUACUAAUGAAAAUAUGGAAAACAAGAUCCUGUGCAGGUAUUUCAGGAAAGACCCAGAUUCUCUUUGCUCUUGUCUACACUUCUCGGUACCUAGAUCUCUUUACAAACUUUGUAUCAGUUUACAACUCGGUCAUGAAAGUCUUCUUCGUUGCCACGUCGUAUGCCACAAUCUACUUGAUAUAUAAUAAAUUUAAAGCUACGUAUGAUCGUAACCAUGACACUUUCCGCAUAGAGUUUCUACUCGUUCCUGUUGUUAUCCUGGGACUUCUGGUUAAUCACGAGUUUUCCCUGGUUGAGGUCUUGUGGACUUUCUCCAUUUAUCUGGAAUCAGUUGCUAUCCUGCCUCAGUUGUUCUUGGUGUCCAAGACGGGGGAAGCCGAAACUAUUACUUCACACUACCUGUUCUGUCUGGGGUUGUAUCGUGCAUUGUAUAUCCUAAACUGGAUCUAUCGCUACUAUAUUGAAGGAUUUUAUGAUUUGAUUCCCAUUGUGACUGGUGUAGUUCAGACUGUGCUCUACUGUGACUUCUUUUACUUGUAUAUUACUAGAGUUAUAAAAGGAAAAACACUGAAGUUGCCAGCAUAGAUACAGAUGAACAAUCCUGGUGAUGAUGUACAUAGAAUAAUUUUGUGAGCACGAAGCCACUGUUGAUACCAAUACAUGCACUCAUCAAGCAUCUACAGAAAGAGAGAGAGACAGAUCCUAUCUAAUUUGUAAAUAAUCAUUUUCAUUUGAUGCAUUACUGUAGCUUACUUUUUCUUGUCUUGUUUUGUACAGAUUGUAACAUUGGUUUGAAAUAAGUUAGAUUUUUUUUACUAAAAUAUUGCACAAGUGUUGAUACAUUUUUAUUAAGUAGAUCAAAAUGUCGGAAAUUUUUUGUUUGUAAUGUCCAGGUAUUUAUUGCAUCAAACCACGAGAUAAUUCACUCUGGUUUUAUUAUAUAUGUGGUGUUCAACUCGUUUUAAACUCUUCCCAGAUCUAAACAGACAGUAGUAAUGCAUCUUACUGCAUCUGUGGUUAGGUCUUUGGUUUCAGUCUUUUGUGAUUUACAAAGACUGUAAUAUUAGUUGACAAAUUCCAGAAGAUCAAAAAAGUAUUUAAGUAUUGUGAGGAAAAACUACAGUACUGGUUAGAAAGAUGGUGAGUUGAUUUAUAAGUAGAAGUUUAGAUAUAUUUUUCUUUGUUUGAUGUUCUACUAUCAAAGUUAUAAUCAGAAAAAAAAAAAACAGGCUUUGAUUAUGCAGUCUUGAAGACAGAUCUAGAACCGUGUGUGUACAUAUUUAUUAUUGUGUUACAAACAGUUGUAUCUGAUAGACAAUAAACAUUAUUAUAAGGUA